UAACUAGUUUCUAUCGCUCUAACGUUCAUACAAGUUUUUAAGUCAUCGGGUGUUAAUAGGUUUAUUCAUCAUAUCGAAAUGGACACUUUACAAGUAAAAUAGCAUGUCCGUUGUCAUUUGAUGUACAGAAUGUCAUUUCUUUUGAGCCGAGCGGGCGGGGCUAUGAGCGGUGACUCGCGAGACACCCAAUCGCCCGCCUCGCGACCAACGGCUUCGCCUUCCAACAGAACACCCAGACGCUCGUGUACCUACGGGACGUCCGACACAGAGGAAAAUAGCCUAACUAACCGCUAGUGAACUUAUUUCCUUUUUGAACGUCUGCCCGUACAAUGUGAGAAAAUGGCCGGAACAAGCUCUGAUUGGGUGGAAAUCCUCGAACCAAGAUCCCGUGAGCAUAUGUAUGUGAAUCUGGCCACUGGAGAGUGUGGCUGGGACCCGCCCCCUGGAGCUCCUGUACGCCAGGCGGACGGAAACCAGUGGUGGGAGCUCUUCGACCCACACAGCAACCGUUUCUACUACUACAACUCAGCCGCCCGACUGACCGUUUGGCACCGGCCGCAGGGCGCUGACAUCGUGCCACUCUCACAGCUCCAGGCCAUGAAGCGCUGCACAGAGUCCGAGCACAGGGCAGCUGGCGGCAGAGAGAGGCACAGCAGCCAUGGCAGGCGCACACCCCAGCCGCCCCCUGAGCCCUUCACUACUGAACAUGAAACUACUGAGAAAGAGACCAAAGAGCAGAGCAGAGAGACUGCACAGCCCCAGGAUCCCAGCACGGACAGCAGCAAGAACUCGCUGAGAGAGGAGCACCAGGACCCAGCUCAGACAUGGCAGCCCCCUCCCGGAUCUAAGGCAACUAUGCUAGUUAAGGUGAACAGCAUAGGCCGAAACCAAGCAAAGGGGAACACCUCAGUAUCUUCCCUUCAGCCUCCAGGCCACAGCGCUCACACCAAAGCCAUCGGCCAUGGCACCUGCACUCUCAAUCCUCCGAGUACCAAGCCAGCAGGAUGCCACUUGUUGUGUGUUCAGGCUUAUAAAACUACACCGGCUGGCAAGAUGGCUUCUGACAUGAGGCAGGCCCACCACCUGAGGAAGGCUAGUGAUGGAAGCUUCUGCCUGGUGACUCCCAGUGACCCUGUUGCACACCAGACCACUCUGAGGCCGCAGUCCAGCACGCCAAGGCCAGUGUCCCCUCACUACGGAGCCGCAGCACAUCUGUAUGACGACCCUCCAGUAGACAGCCCAAUUUAUGAUGAGCCUCCAAUUGAUAUGGAAGUGGAGGGUGCUCACCUACAGAAUGGCCUGUCCCGCCACACACACAGCUUCCAGAAGGGUAAGCUCCUUCCACACCCUGGUCACACACACACUGGAUCCAAACACAAGAGGAAUCCUUCUACUCCUGAUUACAGCCCUGCUGGGCUGGAAUGCAUCAAGCACAUGGUAAACGUCGACCCCAAACAGGGACUCCUCCCUGCGUCACCUGUACCCUCUCCUGGUCCCUCACCAACCUCUGCACCUGAGCCAGUGCUCCCUCAGGCCCGAAAAGAACCAGUAAGUCUGGAGAAGAAGCAGUCAUGGAGGCUUCUUGAAGCUGGCGUGCUUCGGGCCAUGGAGGUUCAUCACAGCAGGCAAAGCAGCCAGGCCUCUCAGGACUACUCCACUCCCCCGCCCCCCACGGGCACCUACCAGGACUCAGGCUACUCCACAGGGCCGUCCCCGAGCCUGCGCAGGAAGAGCCGGAGGAGAAUGUGUGGCAUAGCCCAGGGCCGGCCGGGCUCAGUUGGCAGCGCUGGUGAGCUGUCCGCCCUGAACGAGCGGCUCAUGGCUGAGAUGAGGGAGGUGGUGAGCCGUUCCAACACCAUGCGUGAGACCAAGGCAAGCCUGGACUCUGAGAUGCUUGAGGGCUGUUCGGUGCGGCGCGCACACUCUCCGCUAGGCUCCCCCAGGAGGUUUGGUGGUGGAGCAAGGUGCUCCUCAAGAGAAGACAUGACCUCCAGCAGCAGGUCUUUAGGUAGGAUGGGGAACCACGGCAACGUGGCCCUCACCAGCCUGGAGCUCCCUGGACGGCAGAAGAGAACGUAUGAGAAAGUGGACACACUGGAGAAAAGCAUUACUAGCCAAGUUAGUCUCACCUCUCCUGACACUCCUGGACAUCCAACUCAGACAGGAACGCUGGACUUGAAGACACAGCAGGGAAGCAGGAAGAAGGGCGUGGUGGACAGUCGAACGGGGUCUCUCGGGCCCCCGGCUGACGGAGCGGCACGGGCCACAGGUGGAAGCAGCUUCCAUCUCUCCUAUGCCACCCUGCGCCAGCCCCCUCCGCCAGACACUGGCAUGGCCGACUGGGCCAGCAAGCACCUGAACCUGCAUACGCAGGGGCUAUUCCGACGCCGCGUCUCCAUCGCUAAUAUGCUCUCCUGGAACCGAGGCUCCAUCAAGAAGCCCAUGCUGGUGACGAGCGACCGCACAGUGCGUAAGGAGGCCUGCGACAUGUUCAAACUGGUCCAGGCCUACAUGGGUGACCGGCCAUCCCGUCUGGACCGUCGACACGCCGCCCUCCUCAUUGUCACCAAGUGCUGGGGCAUGCAAGGCCUCCGGGAUGAGCUCUAUGUGCAGCUGGUGCGUCAGACCACCGGGAACAGCAGUCCUCGCAGCCUGGCCGCUGGAUGGGAGCUCAUGGCUGUCAGCCUGGCUUUCUUCGCCCCUUCACCAAAGUUCUGCUGCUACCUGGAAGGUUAUAUCCAACGCCACAUGGACCCCACCAAUGAUAAGAAACUUACUCAGUACAUACUAGACCAACAAGACUUCAAGAAGAAGAACUCAAAGUCCAGAAAGAAGAGGAAACAGAAUACAGAAGAGGAAGACAGUCUCCCCAUCAGCACAUACGCCAAGUACUGCUACCGCAAACUCCAGAAAGUGGCCGUGACUGGCGGGAAGAAGGGUCUGUGUAAGCCCACCUUGGAGGAGGUGGACCACAGCAGGAGAGCCAUCAUCACGCCAUCCUUGUUUGGCAGCUCACUCGAGGAGGUGAUGGAGAGGCAGAGUGAGCUCUUCCCAGACAGGAAGCUGCCUUGGGUGCAGGUGCAGCUCUCGCAGUACGUCCUGGCUCUGGGUGGGGCGCAGACGGAGGGAAUAUUCAGGGUUCCUGGGGAUAUUGAUGAAGUCAAUGCCCUGAAGUUACAGGUGGAUCAGUGGAGGAUUCCAGAAAACCUUUCCGAUCCCAACGUUCCUGCCUCUCUAAUGAAACUGUGGUACCGGGAGCUGGAAGAUCCCCUGAUCCCUAUGAGUUUCUAUAAGCAGUGUGUGAGUAACUGUGACGACCCAGUGGCAGCCAUCAGUGUGGUCCAGUCCCUACCAGACCUUAACAGACUGGUGCUGUGCUACUUCAUCCACUUCUUACAGGUGUUUGCUCAGCCUGCCAAUGUUUCUGUUACCAAAAUGGAUGUGAACAACCUGGCGAUGGUAAUGGCCCCCAACUGCCUUCGCUGCCAGUCAGAUGACCCACGUGUCAUAUUUGAGAACACACGGAAAGAGAUGGCCUUUCUGCGCAUGCUCAUCGUGCACCUGGAUACGAGCUUCAUCGAGGGCAUCGUGUAACACUCCCUCAUCACAUAUGGCUAGUAAACAACCAACCCCUGUGCAAAUCAAGGCCACAACAUCCUAGAACCCAAAAUUGCUCUUUCUGAAUGUUGAAUGUGUUGAUAUAUGUGCUGUCCACGGUGAUGUAAGGAAUUUUGUAUGCCCCGAUUACCCUGGUGACACCAGUCAGCACAAGCCCUGACACACCAAUCAGCCAUUUUAAAUACAGUCUGUUUGUCCAUCUGCAAGCAGAACCAGACCAGCACCUCAUCACUGAGGUUUGAUAAGAUUCCAGGCUGUAGUACAAAAAAACACAUGGCAUGCAAGAGAGUGAGAGUUCAGGUCUAACUUUUUUGUGUUAAAGCCUAUUUGAAGUCUUUAUGAGCAUAUAAAGGGGGCAUUUUGGCAGUUCUUUACAGUGCCAGUAGAGCUAGUGACAGAGUAGGCACAGUCAGUGGGGGGACUUAGACAGCUUUCCUUUUACACUGGUGAGUGGUUUAAAGAAAGAAUUAUAUAAUUUGUUAAUGUGUACAAAACAAAUAGAAUGAAAUCUAUUAACUGUUGUUUGUUUACUAAUGAUCUGUUAUUGCAUUAAUUAUGGUAAGGAAGUGAAGAAUAAAAAGUAUGUUUCAUUAGAUUAGUAAAACUUUUGAUAUUUCAGGUUCGUAAAAUGUAAUAUUAGAUAUUUUAAGCAAUAAGCAUUUUCUACUGCACUCUUUUAUGGAAUGUUUUUGAACUAGAAACAGGCAUUAACGUUGACAGCAAUGUACUGACAAUCAGAAAGAUCUGUUGAGCUAUGAUAUACUCUUAAUCUUUCUGGGGUGUUUCGGGGAGUAUGACAUAAUCUUAAAUGUUUUGGACUGUAUGACAGAAUCUUAAUUGCUCUGGGGUGUACUUUGAAUACUCAUGGCUUCCAGGUUGCCUGUUGCAUCUGUAUAUGUUAUCUUAAAGGAUUUUCUGUGAACUAGUGCAUUGAAGACAUACAUUUGAUUGAUUUAACAUUGUUAAACAUGACAUUGAAUCAGCAUUACUGGAAUAUGACAUUUACUCUUUGUUUUCAGUGAAAAAUACAUUUAUGGAGUGUCGAGCUACAGUUGUAUAAAUGAAGUUUUUAAUGAUUUUGUGAUAAUUGCAGUGUUAUCCAUUGUGGUUUAUUUUGUGUAAAUAAAGCAUGUAAAUAUUAGUGAAGAUUUCUGACUGAUUUUAAAUGAUAAUGUGGUGGUAGUAGUAGUAGUAGUAGUAGUAGUAGUAGUAGUAGUGGUGUUCCAAUAAUAGAAAAAAAGACACUAAUAUUUUUUUUACUUAAAAUUCAGUAAAAUGUUAUUGCCACAUGUAUGAUUUAAAUUUACCCCCAAACAACUGUUUGUGUGUGUAUGUAUUUCGGUGUGUCUUUAUGGAAUAAUUGUCCAAAAAAUUAAAGUUUCUAAAUUGUU
Molecule: messenger RNA, 5009 nt
Organism: Electrophorus electricus (electric eel)
Lineage: Eukaryota; Metazoa; Chordata; Actinopteri; Gymnotiformes; Gymnotidae
Gene: arhgap46a
Product: Rho GTPase activating protein 46a
Biological process (GO): signal transduction
Cellular component (GO): cytoplasm; cytoskeleton
Molecular function (GO): protein binding; GTPase activator activity
Source: RefSeq, a predicted model, not a curated record